AUGGAGGCUCCUCCUCGCUCUUCUACUCCCACCAGGUCGCCUGCGAACGCCCCUUCUCCUGCGCCUUCGCCUUUCAAGCUCCCUCAAUCAACAAUGGGAAGUCGACCUGGCGGGUCUCUAGACAACACUAACAACAACAAUAACAUCGUCGUCGACAACUACAACCACAACAACAAUAACGACCAUGAGCGACCGUCCUCUACCGCCAACAAUAUGACCUCUUCACAGCGGCCUCAGAUGCCUACUCCGUCAAUGUCUGCGCCUGCCGGCCGUCUUCCUCGCCUCUUGCCCGCGGACCUCUCCCAGUUCAGCGACUCGAUACUCCCGCUCGCCGCUAUUUCCACUUCCUCGACAUCCCUCGCUGAGCUCGCUCAUUUAAUAAGACUACAAGGUUACCAAGAGCAGCGGAAGGCACACUCACGCGUCCGACUCCACCGAUGGCUGGUCUCGAGCGCUCUUUCCGCACGGCUGGUCCAUUGUGGAGAGCUGGCCCACCGCACCCUCGUGGACAACUUCCGCUCCGAUGACAAGAAGGCCUUUGCAACACUCUACAACGCACUGAACGAUGUCCGGAACUCGUGCGAUGCGACACGACGAUACGCUCUGCUGGAGCCAGAUCUGGAGUUUGGAAAGUCCAAGACCGCAAAGACUGAAAAGUCUCCCUCUCUUUCUACGUUCAUCAAUGAGGUUCCGAACAAGAUUAUGGAUGACCUGUUGGAUUUCGUUUCCGAAAUCCGCACCAAUCCUGAUUUCCUUGCUACUCGUAUUCUUAAUCUUUCCCAGCAAGAGCUUGCUUCUUUGACCUCCUUCCGCCAGGCUUUGGACCCUAUCGACUCGGUGAUGGCAAUGCAGGCCAGAGGUAAGACCGUUGGUUCAGCCCAAAAGGCGAACCAGUCGCAGGCUCCCACUCCUGUGGAGCGUCUUCUUUCCUUUCAACGUCAUGAUCCUCUCUCCGCGCUUGUCUACACAAUCUUCGCGAAUUCUUCAGGACCAGACUCCGCCGAAGAUCUGCGCCGGACAGAUGUCUUUGCCACCACGUGUGCAAAGCUCAUUGUUGACUCCAAGCCCGGAAUGGAGAAGUUUAUCAAGACCGUCCUGGAUGUUUGGGCCGGCAUGCGGGAAUGGCCUGGAAAAGCUAAUCUCGAGUUGUAUCUCAUGCAAGUCCUCCAGGAUGGCCAAUUCAUAUUGGAGAAGGCCGAGGAGCAGCUCAACCGGGCUGGCGCCGCACCGGUUCCCAAUACCAAAGAUACCAUUGCCUCCGAUGAUUUCUUUGAUAAGGCCGUCAAGACUCUGUUCGAGGUUAUUGACGAUGAGCCCAGCGCCGGUGGCAUCCCCGAAGGCGUUUUGGAGAUAGGUAAUGCCAUCCUCCGGAAGCUGGAUGAGACCAAAAACCUCCGCAAGGCUGCUCAGAAUUUCUUUACCCACGGCAUAAUGAUUGGAUAUCACAUUAGCGAGCAUGCACGCCAAAAGAUCCUCAAGGAAAUCGCCAUCCGAGCCCAGAAACAUGUCCUGGACAUGACCUACAAUUGGCGGCAGCAAGUCCCAAUCCUCCCGGAGAUUCGCACCCACAUCGAGAGCAUUCUUUCCAGAUUCAAGCACACCAAGACUAACUCGAAGCCGGUUCUCUUGCCAGCCAAAGCCAUUACCUCACCUCGCGAAACCGUGGAGGUCCAGCCUUUCAUUGUGGUCUCCCCAGCCGAUAUCAUUACCUUGGUCAAUACGUUAUUUCCUGAGCGACGCCCUCCGUCUAGCCAUUUUGAGAAGGACGCGCAGCGUCGCCCGGGCCUUGCAUCCUCAGCUUCGUCCAUUUCCGGUGUUUCUAUGCCGUUCAGAAACCAAAGUGCAUCUGCUGGUGAUGCAAGCUCCAUCUUGAGCGCAAGUGCCUCUUCUAUGACUAGUGACACAACAUCUAGGGAGCCUCUCCUAGAUAUUGCUCAGCCCCACACACUUCCUCCGGAAGAAGGCUACACAGAGAAGAUAGCACCAACCGAACUCUAUGGAAGGCGCCUGAGAAUGGCGUGCUCCGAGAUGAACCGCUUCCUUGGGGUUGAAGCCACAUCGGGUUCAUGCCAUCCCUGUGCUGAACGUUGGGCCGUACUAUAUAUUUCCCCCGAUGGAAAACAGCUCAGAUCCCGGAUGCGCAAGGAUGCAGAUGACGAGGACGAGCACGACGACGACUCCCCCGAGAGCGACAGCAGUGACGACGAAGGCCCAUCGGAUAGGAUAGACUUGAGAUCUGACUAUCACCAGUUAAAGGAUGCGAUUGCCAAGUUAGUCGAAGAAUACGAAAUUCCAAAGGAAUUGGCUCCCGAGAGCGAAUCGAAAAGCUUCAGCAAUCGGACUUCGACCCACAGGCGAGGGGCUCGUGGCGGCCAUCUCACUCGACAGCACAGUGAAGGUCUAGGAUCGAGGAACCCGUACAAUCAACCCCAGGCUCAGGGACAAAGCCAAAGUCAACUGUCGAAUUUGAUUGCCAACCAACGCAAUGGGCCCGCACGCCACCGCUCUCCUCAGCACACUCGUAGUAACAGUAACCCACAGCCAGCGGACAAGCAGGACAACAACUCGGUGCUGAUCACCAUGUUGGAAAUCGCAAUGAACCAGAGCCAAGCUAGGUCGGAUUUCGUCAACGCUCAUUUGUAUUACAAGACCCUACAAACACUUCGCAAGCUCAACUCGCCCUCGCUGACCAAGAAUGGGUACGCUGCACUUCUCAACUAUUUCUCUCGAGGCCCGCGCGAUUCCCUUGGGAAGUCUGCCAACGCCAUUGAGGAGUUCGAGGCCUGGUUCGUCUGGCUUAAGCAAUCACAAGAGCGUCACGAUUCUGCUAUUGAGGAUAUGAUGAUGGGACUGAGAAAUCUCCGCGAUAAGAUGUGGUACAUCACAGAUGUUCGCAAUUCUGCACAAUACGAAGAAGCACGAAACAUUGCAAUUGCUCUCAAGAUCAUGGGUCAGCCCACGAAGACGCCAGAAGGAAAGCCUCUCCAGUCGCACAGGGCUCGGAAUUACUCCAAGUCAUCCUCGAACAACUUCCUCCUCAAGACCGAGGCUCAGCUGGUCGACCUCAUGGCAGCUCCCCAGGACUUCGGAGGCCCGAACAAGUUAUCUGACGAACAAUCCGAUGUGACCAUGAAAUGGCUCAACCAAUACGGAGUAGAGAACUUCUGCAAGGGCGAGGAGAGAAUCCACCGUUUCUGCCUGGAAAUCGACAAAUGCGUCAACAAACUUGUCGGUGACAGCAUCAUGGAUGGCCCAGUCCUGUGGUCCAGCGAACUUUUCCGCAGGGACAAGGAGGUGCUCGACAGUGGGCGCCAGAAGGGAGACCUCUUCCUGACCGGGGUGGGAACACUUUCCAUUGCUGGCGACGAGGAGUACGAGAUUCACGGGCGACCUGGGUCUCGAGGCUCCUUUGCCCAACGCCCCAGCCAUGGCAGCCUCCGCUCGGCCUCCAAUCGCAAUGCCUCCCAGCAGAGCUUCGAUGUAAGUCCUUGGGCAAGGAAUCCUUCUGAUACUCAAGAGUACUUCGGCGCUUCGAGUCCAGUGCUCACUAUUGAUUCCAAUGCGACUUUCUGGUCCCCCUUCCAGACUCAAGUCCAGUCUCCUAGCAGUGCCACAAGCAUUCGACCACGAACCGCCUCGUCUUCGAAGGGCACUGUCAUGCUGAAGCAGUCAGCAAGUGUCAACGAAGACAAGCAUCGCUUCCUUUUGGAUCUCAAGCAGGCAGUCACCGGACUUCUCCUCAGUGAUCUUGGCACCAUGGUUUUCGGCCAUGGUAGCGAGACUGACAAUUGGUUCUCGGGCGAUUUGGGCGAGGACUGCAUUCAACGACGAGAAGAGGAAGACCGCCACCGCAAGAAGCAACUUGCACGCAAGAAGAGCAUGAAGACGCUACGCAGCUCCACUCGCCCUGAACGUAAUGGCCCUCUCGACACCCUUGGCCGUACUGAGCGUAGCGGUGUUGCACCUCCCAUCGCGACGCUACAGCACGCGGCGGCAGCCUCCGAUGCCCACCAAUCUGGAGGCGAGUACUCGUCGACUUCGAGCGAGACUACUUCACGUUCCACCGGCAUGGCUACCGCGAAAAAGGCCGGCUUACUCGAAUUCCCUUACAACGUGGCGUUCCGUCGCCUUUUGAACAAGUUUGCCACUCAUCCGAAUCCGUUCUCCAAGCUUCAUGCGUUGUAUGAGCUUGAGUUGCUUAUAGUUGCAUCUCUCUCCUCCAAGUCUAGUCGCUCAUUCAACAAUCGGCGCGACAUGUUGCCUACGGUGCCACAAUCGCCUACCCUUGGAACCAUGCCCGAGCUAAGCUCUCGGGAGCCGGCGACUCAGACCUCACGGGCACAAAACCUGGAGGAAGCAAUCGCAAACUGCGAGGAGCGCCGCUCCCACAGUAUGAGCCAGAAUCCAGAGCGAUCCAGCACGGCGUCGCCCCAACCCCAUCGCAGUGGUGCCCGUUCUCCUGUUGGCCCACCGAGCACGGACAUGAUCGUCGAUGUGAUCCAGGGCCUUUUCCGUGACGCGGAAAUCCGACCCAAGUCACUGUUCAGAGACCUUCAAUACAUUGCAUCUUUUGUUCCAGCGCAAAUGUUGGAUAAGACUGCGCGUGGCAAGGCCUUCUGGGAUGUCGGCCUCGCCGCUCUCGGCCUCAAGCAGGAUGUCUGCAGAAUCAUGGUCGAGAUUGUCGACGACAUUGUAGCUCGGAACUCUAAUCGUGACCCCGUGAGCCUCCAGUCGAAUGGUGGCGCAGGCCGGCAGUUAGGCACCGCGCCAGGUACUAGCGCCACGGCUGGGUCCGAUCAGGCCGUCUCGCGCUAUACGAUGGAGGAUGCAGCGCGCAUGCUGCUCAUCACAGCGAAAGAAGGAGAUGCCGCGGCCGAGCGCGAGCUUGCCAUUUUCUAUCUCACAUCACCCGAAUUGGUGAAUCGCGCUGUGUUGCCGCUGACGAAACCCCGGGAUGUCUUCAAGACGGAACUGCUUAACCGUGAGAGGAGAGCAAGCCAGGACCCUGCCAGGAGCGACCCCAUGACCAUGUGUGUCGCGCAGCACUGGAUGGAGCAGAGUAAGCGAGGAGGUGAUCAGCUCGCCACCAAGUAUUUGCGAGCUCGCGAUGAGUUCGAGAGCAUUCCGUGA
Aaosphaeria arxii CBS 175.79 is the source of this 5130-nucleotide messenger RNA. RefSeq lists its product as uncharacterized. The record is from RefSeq and is a predicted model, not a curated record. Lineage: Eukaryota; Fungi; Ascomycota; Dothideomycetes; Pleosporales. Bases 1 to 5130 code for a protein of 1709 amino acids. The transcript is spliced from 3 exons.